GCAGCGGCAGCCACUUGCUAGAGUGCGGGAGCCUUCGGGACGCGCGGUCCAACGGGGAGGCGCCGGCCGUGGACGUGGUGCCGGCCGACCUGGCCCACGCGCAGCAGCAGCAGGCCCUUCAGGUGGCAAGACAGCUCCUCCUUCAGCAGCAGCAGCAGCAGCAGGUUAGCGGGAUCAAGUCUCCCAAGAGGAAUGACAAGCAGCCAGCCCUGCAGGUGCCCGUGUCAGUGGCUAUGAUGACACCUCAAGUGAUCACCCCCCAGCAGAUGCAGCAGAUCCUGCAGCAGCAAGUGCUGAGCCCCCAGCAGCUCCAGGUGCUCCUGCAGCAGCAGCAGGCCCUCAUGCUCCAGCAGCAGCAGCUUCAGGAGUUUUAUAAAAAACAACAGGAGCAGUUGCAGCUUCAACUUUUACAACAACAACAUGCUGGAAAACAGCCUAAAGAGCAGCAGCAGGUGGCUCCCCAGCAGCUGGCCUUCCAGCAGCAGCUCUUGCAGAUGCAGCAGCUCCAGCAGCAGCACCUCCUGUCCCUGCAGCGCCAAGGCCUCCUGUCACUGCCGCCCGGCCAGCCCGCGCUGCCCCUGCAGCCCCUCUCGCAAGGCAUGAUUCCAGCAGAACUGCAGCAGCUCUGGAAAGAGGUGACGAGUGCGCACCCUGCCGAGGAGACCACGGGCAGCAGCCACAGCAGCGUGGAUCUGACCACGGCCACCUGCGUCUCCUCCGCCCCUGCCAAGACCUCCCUCAUCAUGAACCCACAUGCCUCUACCAAUGGACAGCUCUCAGUCCACACCCCCAAGAGGGAAAGUUUGCCCCACGAGGAGCACCCCCACAGCCAUCCGCUGUACGGACACGGUGUGUGCAAGUGGCCAGGCUGUGAAGCAGUGUGCGAAGAUUUCCCAUCGUUUCUGAAACAUCUCAACAGUGAGCAUGCGCUGGACGAUAGAAGUACAGCUCAAUGUAGAGUACAAAUGCAGGUUGUUCAGCAGUUAGAGCUACAGCUCGCAAAAGACAAAGAGCGCCUGCAAGCCAUGAUGACCCACCUGCACGUGAAGUCCACGGAGCCCAAAGCCGCCCCGCAGCCCCUGAACCUGGUGUCCAGUGUCACGCUCUCCAAGUCCGCGCCAGAGGCCUCUCCGCAGAGCUUACCUCAUACUCCAACCACCCCAACCGCCCCCCUCACGCCUGCCACCCAAGGCCCCUCCGUCAUCACCACCACCAGCAUGCACACGGUGGGGCCCAUCCGCAGGCGGUACUCGGACAAAUACAACGUGCCCAUUUCUUCAGCAGAUAUUGCGCAGAACCAAGAAUUUUAUAAGAAUGCAGAAGUUAGACCACCAUUCACGUAUGCAUCUUUAAUUAGGCAGGCCAUUCUCGAGUCUCCGGAAAAGCAGCUGACACUAAACGAGAUCUAUAACUGGUUCACACGAAUGUUUGCUUACUUCCGCCGCAACGCGGCCACGUGGAAGGGUGCCAUUCGCACCAACCUCUCACUGCAUAAGUGCUUUAUCAGAGUAGAGGAUGAGUGUGGGUCCUUUUGGACAGUUGAUGAUGAAGAGUUUAAACGUGGCCGCCAUAUUCAACGAGGCCGUCCUCGCAAAUACUGCCCCGAUGAAAACUUUGACGAGCUUGUCGCACAUAACCCUUCCCUCAUUAAAAACAUGCAGAGCAGCCACGCCUACUGCACGCCUCUCAGCGCGGCUUUGCAGGCGUCCAUGGCUGAGAAUAGCAUACCUCUGUACACUGCCGCCUCCAUGGGGAACCCCACUCUGGGCGGCCUGGCCAGCGCCGUGCGGGAAGAGCUGAACGGGGCGGUGGAGCACGCCAACAGCACCGAGAGCGACAGCAGCCCCGGCAGGUCCCCCGUGCCAGCCGUGCAUCCUGUGCACGUCAAGGAGGAGCCCCUGGACCCGGAGGAAGCCGAAGGGCCUCUGUCCUUAGUGACCACAGCCAACCACAGUCCAGAUUUUGACCAGGACAGAGAUUAUGAAGACGAAGCAGUAAAUGAGGACAUGGAAUGAACGUCUGGGUAGGCCGACCCCAAAAAUGAAGAUUGGAAAAAAACAAAACAUGUCAAAAAUGAGCAGUGACAUUGUUCUCCAUUUGCUGUACAGUCUGGAGGAGUCACACUGCAUUUUGACAAAACUCUGAAAGGUGUAACUCAGUGCCAUCCAGAACCCCAUUUGGGAAUAUUUUUGAUUUUUCUACUUUUUGUUGAAAAAAGGAAUUUGUACUCUGUGCAUUGGAUGGACUUGUUUGGUACUUGGGAUUUUCCUCUCUUAACAGUCAACACCUGUUGUAAAUUUGCUAAACUGAUUCGCUUUUAGCAGCAGACUUUGAACUGCAGUCCUGCCGACGUUGGACCCUGAGGACACCCAGCUGAGCAUGUGCCCCUGCGCUGCAGCCACGCCUCUCCCGGAGCGACGGUCCAGUCCGCGGGCGGCCUGCUUGCACAGCACUGCAUGUUGAUUAUCACUGCCUUUACUCCAGCGCGGGGUUUUGUUGGUUUGGGUUUUUUUGCUUCCAGUUGGGAUGGGGAAGGCCUUUGUGUGCUUAUUGGGGGGAGGGGGUUAAAAAUAAUGAUCCCAGACUUUUUAAUGUAUUGCUUUUUCUUCUUAUUGCUUCUCCUCUACCUUUUUAAGUUCUGACCUCAGGCCUCCGCUGGGCCCACGGCCUCCUGGAGGCUUCAAGUUCUCUGUACCUUGUGAUGAAUGUUACAGGUGUUUUUAUUAUACAAAGCUGAAUGUCAUUUCUUGUUGGUAGUUUUCUGUCACUCAUUCCAUUUUUCUUCAGACAUCACCAUGUUUUCUCUGAAGUCAGAAAACAUUCCGUUUUGGUCUUUUUCAAAAAGGUCCCAAAUGCUGCACGCUACAUGUGCAGGUCCUUGCGCGGCGGGGGCCUGCGAAGAGAAUGGAUGACAGAAAAGCGUGGGCUCGGGAGCAGUGCAGGGUCCGCCACAAACAUGCAGGAGCGGGAAGGGCUGGCUCAGACCCGCCGCGUUGAUUUUGCAGCUGCCUUCGUCCUCGGGGAACGCCACAGCGCCUCAGCAGCGCCAGGAAACAGAGCACCCCGCACAUCCCAUCUGGAGACUGACGUCUGGCUGUUGGAGGCUCACCUGUGUGGAGCCCGGGGCCCAGCCAUGUAAACCCGUGCGGGUCGCUUUGUCUGCAAAGUGGCCAGAAAGCUGCUUCCCGAGCAGCUCUGCUGAAGGUGGUGGUGGUGGUGGACUUAAACAUCAGUUCAGCCCCGCUUGGUGGCAUCAAUCUGUGUGAAUGCAGAUUAGAUUUCAGAUGGAACUUGUGGGAGUUAACGGAGACCGAGUUCAGCAGACGCUAAAGUGUUCAUUUCACAUGUGCAGAUUUGCUGCUGCAGCUCAGUGUGUGUGCCACGUGAUCACACCAACCCAGUGUCAGAACUAACCGUAGGAGACACGGAGCAAGGGGCGCCUCCGGCCGGGCCUCUGGGGAGGGGCGCGCGGGAUGGGAGGGUCACGCCGGUGCGCGGCCUGGAACGCUACGCGCCUCGGCCUCGGUUGCUCCUGGAGGACCAUAGCUCUUGUUUUUAGUUUGAGAGCCCUUUGGAGCUUAAUUUAUAUUCUUUGUACCUUUUUUUCUAAAAUUACCAAAGAUAUUACACAAAGGUAAAUUAUGUUCUCUGUUUUAUGCUUUAUCUGAUGAAGCCAAAUAUCCUCUUAUUGUUGAUCAAAGGAGGCGAAAGAAUUUAGAGGCGAUGGGUGAGCUGUAGGCUGUUGCUAAGCUGAGGAAGGGCUGCUCCUUCAUAAAUUUAGAAGGCCAAGCAGAUGAUGGAACCAAAGUUGUUACUUUUUUUAGUUGGUUUUUUUCUCUGCUGUAUCUCUACAAAGACCAAAAUUCAUUCUUGUAAAGAGAGAUUAUGGGGCUACUGAGAUAAAAAUAGGACACAGUAUUAGAGCAGUAAACAAAGUGGGGGAGUCCCGUCUCAAAAACACACGCCGGCGCCCUGAGAGCCAGCGUGUCCGGCGAUGGGACAGUCAUCACAAACUCGGGGAUAGACGAGCUCCGCGGUGGAGCUGCACCGUCCGGCGUUAGCCCGAGAACACACUUUCUGAAGGAGAUUGGAUGCCACGCUGGUUUAAGGACUGUGCUGUGAUCACUGUGGUAAUCUUGGUUUCUCUUGGCAUAUAUCCUCUUUCCUUAUUUUGUUUAAAGAUUUUUUUUUUAUUUUUUUCUGAUUAGGCUUUCGCCAGCAUUUUUCAUUUUUUAAAAAAGUAACACUCCUGUCCACUCUAAGCUUGGUACAAAAACUCCUGUGGCGGUUGACUUGGAAGCGUCUUGGCUUUCUGUACCGGCGCAGCCUGUGGCCACGCGAGACCGUCAGCCUUCCUGGCCACGCAGCUCGGGGUGCGGGCAGCAGCCAGCGGGGCCGGGGAGGGCGCCCUGUGCUUCUCAACGGAGUGGUUGCUGGUUAGUUUGGUAUUCAAAAGAGGAUACAAAUCUGGUAGAUUAGUUCAUUCUCAGCAUGUGUAGCUAGACAUGAGUAAAGAUAACAGCAUGAGAAACUGUUAGUACGCAUACCUCAGUUCAAACCUUAGGGAAUGAUUAAAAUUUUUAAAAAAAGUCACUCAGUUGCACUUAGUCGUAUGUCUUGCAUGCUUAGUCUAAAGACUGUAGCAAAAGGUAAAAAGGAAAAAUUAGACUUUACAUGUCGUUGCAGGUAUCAUAGCCUUGCAGGAGAACCAACUGAAAAAAAUUCUCAGGCUUUACAGCAAGCAAACUUCGCUCUGGUUUUUACACUUCUGGUUCUGUACCCCGGGGCUGUCCCGGUCGCUUCCCCGGGGGUGGUUUAUUAUGUUGUACAUAUAUCCCAACGUGUCUGUGUGAAUCUUCGUCUUUUUGGGGAGGGAGGAGGGCGGUUCUUUUUUUAGAUAUUGUUCCUAAAAAGGAAUAAAUGCAUACACCUGUUUGUCAAAACACUUUUGCUUUUUGUGCAACUGCUUUAUAUUCAUGAUACUUAAAAAAUAGCUUUGGGGAAAAAAAACUACUGUAUGUAAUGGAAUUGCAGAAUAUGCUGCACAUGUAUUUUAUGUAGUUAUCCUUGCUUUAAGAAUAUUGGAUGACAUUUCCUGACACGUGGGAGAGAGAAAUUCCCUAACCUUUUUUUCUUUUGCUUUUAAAUUGUAACAUAGUUAACAGACUUUUUCCCCCCCUCUUCUCAUUGAUUGGAGCAUUUUGUACAGGUUUUGUGUGUGUGUGUGUGUGCGCGCGUGGGCAUGUGUGUUAAUCUGUUUUUUUGAUACAUUCCUAACCAUUGUGUCUAUCCUACACUGCCUUCCUGGUGAUCUUAAACAAGUUCAUACAUUUGAAAAGAGAAAAAAAAUGUUUUAAACAAUGUUUUCUCCUGCUGCAGUAAAUAUUUUGCAUGAUGAAAUUGCAGGGUCACACUUUCAAAGUUUAUCAGUGAAGUGGUGAUUAAUGGCGAGGAGUGUCAAAGCUAUUGAACGUUUUGUAUUAAAAAAAAAAAACUUUACAAGGUGCCAAAAUGUAAACACAAUUUGUUACAUAUUUUUUUUCCAAGGAAAAGCAUACUUUCGGGACAUAGUCCCUCGUAUCAGGCAAAUGCACUGUCAGGCAUGCCGACCCAUCCCUCUGGCCCCUAGACCCUGUGCUGCCAGCCGAGUUCCGCUGCGGGACCGAGGGCCGCCAGCGGCCCCACGGACAGGACAGCUCUGACAUCGCCACAUCCCAUCACGCCGUAACCAACACCCGGGAUUCUUAACCCUCAAAAUGAUGUAAAUCACUAGCUUUUUUAUCGUGAAAAAAAAAAAAGUUAAAUAUUUCCUCUCCUUUCCACAUUCCAGCUGAGCUCCAUUUCCAAGGGUGCAGAGAACAUGCGUUGUAAGGGUUUGAAGAGUUGCUACCUUUUGGUUAAUGGUACACCCUGUUGACACUUUGGAUGUGUUUGCGAGUUGGUUUUGCUUUUUUAUCCUGAGAAUGAGACUUGUAAUCUAAAGGCAUCCGUGGGCCCAAUGCAGUUCACACGGUCUCCCACCCAGACGCCGGGCGAAGGCGGCACAGCGGGACCGUGCUCACCCCGCUUCGAGGGUGGGCGCUGCCAGUAACAGGAAUCUUUCUGUUUUGUUUUGUUUUGAUAAGAUAUAAAAGAAACUCAUUUCUUGACAUCAACUGUAAUUCCAUCAUUCCGUGUCUGUGGAUGCAGACAAUAAAAAAAAUGUGUAGUCAGUACUGAUUACUGACAUGAUAGCAUUCUCAAAUGCAAUAAAAUGCUGGUUGUUCACACUGGUGGUAAAAGUC
Molecule: messenger RNA, 6284 nt
Organism: Myotis davidii
Lineage: Eukaryota; Metazoa; Chordata; Mammalia; Chiroptera; Vespertilionidae
Gene: FOXP1
Product: forkhead box P1
Exons: 16
Coding region: 234-2015 (593 amino acids)
Biological process (GO): regulation of transcription by RNA polymerase II
Cellular component (GO): nucleus
Molecular function (GO): RNA polymerase II cis-regulatory region sequence-specific DNA binding; DNA-binding transcription repressor activity, RNA polymerase II-specific
Source: RefSeq, a predicted model, not a curated record